AUGUGUAGGGGUUGUCCCCCUAUCAUUCUUGGCGGUCUUACCUUAUCCUAUCCUCGCAACGUCAGGGGAUUGCCUCCUCGGUUGCAGAGCCCUGGAUGUGUAGGGGUUGUCCCCCUAUCAUUCUUGGCGGUCUUACCUUAUAACCUUAUCCUUCUCAUCCUGUCUAAGCUGGUACAUCCCAUUCUUACAAACUUAAAUAGAUACACGAAUACCAGGUUAAUUGACUAA
Molecule: messenger RNA, 228 nt
Organism: Nezara viridula (southern green stink bug)
Lineage: Eukaryota; Metazoa; Arthropoda; Insecta; Hemiptera; Pentatomidae
Source: the annotation of a GenBank genome assembly